GCAAGACAAGAUAUGAGGGAGAAAAGAAAAGGGUGGUGAAUGUGAAAAUAGAGGGAGCAUGUGGGAUGGUUGUGGUCACUAUUAUAUAUGUUGUCUCUUACGCUUUGCAUGUGACUUUCUUUCUUUCUUUAUAUCCUUUAUAUAUUAAGUAUAUGCUGCAAUAUAUUUAAUUAAAGAGAGAAGUAACAUCAAGGUGCAGAGAGAGGAAUUGAAGCAUGGGAAGAGGGAAGGUGGUUCUGGAGAGAAUACAGAACAAGAUCAAUCGCCAAGUAACCUUCUCAAAGCGCAGAAAUGGUUUGCUCAAGAAAGCUUUCGAGCUAUCUGUUCUAUGCGAUGCUGAAAUCGCUCUCGUCAUCUUCUCCAGCCGUGGCAAGCUUUUUCAGUAUAGUAGCACUGACAUUAACAGAAUCAUUGAGAAGUAUCGUCAAUGCUGCUUCAACAUGUCUCAGACUGGCGAUGUAGCUGAACAUCAAUCGGAGCAGUGCUUAUACCAGGAGCUUUUGGUAUUAAGAGUCAAGCAUGAGUCACUCCAGCGGACUCAAAGGAAUCUUCUGGGAGAAGAACUAGAGCCACUUAGCAUGAAAGAAUUGCAUAGUUUAGAGAAACAACUGGAUAGAACGCUUGCACAAGCUCGGAAGCACCUGACACAGAAGCUGGUAUCACGAAUUGACGAAUUACAUGGAAAGGUGCAUAGCCUGGAGCAGGCUAACAAGCAUUUGGAAUCUCAGGAAAGAGGUAAAUAUACCCAGAUUUGUGAAGGUUCUCCUAAUGGCCAUAUUUUGCAAGAUAAACAAGUCAAUCAGUUUGAAUAUGGAACAGCAGGUUCGUUUCGGCUUCAGCAAGAGCAAACUACUGCUUCCAAAGGAAAAGAAAUAGAGACGAUCGAGGACUGGUUGAGGCCAAAGCAGUCAUAAUAUUAAUAUAUUGCAACUUUGAAUGUUCAUAGAGUUAAAAUAUAUUGUUCGUGGUCGUGUGUGUAUCCAUCAAAUAUAUAGUUCCAAGCCUCAAAAUUCUAGCUAUAUAGUACGUUAAGCAUCCAUUGAUGUAGCUUUGAUUAAUUUAGUGUAUGUUUGAUACAAGAUAUUUAAUUUAGAGAAUUAAUAGUUUUAUUUUUAUCGAUU
Messenger RNA from Glycine soja, 1121 nucleotides. Its product is annotated as MADS-box transcription factor 17-like. Lineage: Eukaryota; Viridiplantae; Streptophyta; Magnoliopsida; Fabales; Fabaceae. The transcript has 8 exons. Gene Ontology annotation, molecular function: DNA-binding transcription factor activity, RNA polymerase II-specific; protein dimerization activity; RNA polymerase II cis-regulatory region sequence-specific DNA binding. Gene Ontology annotation, biological process: positive regulation of transcription by RNA polymerase II. The record is from RefSeq and is a predicted model, not a curated record. The coding region runs from base 216 to 914 and encodes 232 amino acids. Gene Ontology annotation, cellular component: nucleus.